This is a messenger RNA of Cryptotermes secundus, 3253 nucleotides long. RefSeq names its product solute carrier family 23 member 1. Gene Ontology annotation, molecular function: transmembrane transporter activity. The transcript is spliced from 14 exons. The record is from RefSeq and is a predicted model, not a curated record. Lineage: Eukaryota; Metazoa; Arthropoda; Insecta; Blattodea; Kalotermitidae. Bases 83 to 1822 code for a protein of 579 amino acids. Gene Ontology annotation, cellular component: membrane. Gene Ontology annotation, biological process: transmembrane transport.
CCUAUCACUUACCUACAGGCUACAACACUGCAUUUAGUAUCCACUUGCUCCUGAAAGCGUACCGGUCCUUCAGUGGGGCGUCAUGGAUCCUGGCAUCACAAGCAGCAGAAACGACCUCGUCCUUACGGGACCGGGGCUGGAUGAAAACAACGUAGAGAAUGGAAAUGUCAGUACCUUUAAAAUUAAGGAGGAAAAACAACAGGAGGAAUCAGACGUCAAAUAUGGCAUUGAUGAUGUUCCAUCUUGGUACCUUUGCAUCUUAAUGGGACUCCAGAAUUACUUCACGAUGAUAGGUUCCAUCAUGACUAUACCAUUCAUCCUGACGCCUGCGCUCUGCAUGCAUUAUGACGACCCUGCUCGAAGCCAUAUCAUAUGCACCAUGAUCUUUGUAACUGGCAUUGUGACUUGGGUGCAGUCCACCUUCGGCUGCAGGCUACCAAUAGUGCAAGGGGGCACCAUAUCACUUCUAGUUCCCACCUUAGCCGUGCUCAACUUGCCAGAAUUGCAAUGUCCAGCAGCAGAAGUUAUUGAGCAGAUGUCACCUGAGAACAGAACUGAGUUAUGGCAGAGCCGAAUGAGGGUCCUUUCAGGAGCAAUAUCUGUAGCGGCCAUUCUACAGGUCGCUAUUGGCGUAUUUGGCAUUGUCGGAGUGCUGGUGAGGUAUGUAACACCUCUUACCAUCGUACCGACGGUCUCUCUAAUUGGAUUAUCAUUUUUCGAAAAUGCGGCUAAUGCAGCAAUGCAUCAUUGGGGAAUAGCUGCAGGGACAGUCCUGAUGCUGACCCUAUUCUCACAGGUUCUGAAGGAAGUACAUGUGCCGUUGCUGACCUACAAAUAUCGUCAUGGUUUCAAAAUCAUCUGGUUUCAGUUUUUCAAAUUAUUUCCGGUGUUGCUGACUGUCAUGGUAAUGUGGGGAUUGUGUGGCCUACUGACCCUAACUGGACAUCUACCAGAAGAACAUCCAGCCAGGACAGAUUUCAAGAUAAAGAUUGUUGAGGAUUCACCUUGGUUUCGUAUUCCAUAUCCUGGGCAGUGGGGUGUGCCAAAAAUCACCCCAUCAGGUGUGCUGGGAAUGAUGGCAGGUGUCUUAGCAUGCACUGUGCAGUCAAUCAGUUUCUACCCCACCACUGCUAGACUGUGUGAUGCACCACCACCCCCAGUCCAUGUUAUUAAUCGGGGUAUUGUCAUUGAGGGGCUUGGCACCAUUGUAGCUGGACUCUUUGGCACUGGAAAUGGUACAAAUACAUUUGGAGAGAAUGUGGCCGCAAUUGGUGUCACUAAGAUUGGAAGUCGGCGAGUAAUCCAGUGUGCAGCUAUCCUCAUGGUGGUUGUUGGCCUCGUCACCAAGUUUGGUGCAGUUUUUGUCAUUAUCCCUCAGCCUAUUGUUGGAGGCAUGUUCUGCGUCAUGUUUGGUAUAAUUGUUGCUUUUGGUUUAUCAGCUCUGCAGUACGUGAACUUAAAUUCAUCAAGGAAUCUGUACAUUGUUGGUUUCUCAGUAUUCUUCUCAAUUGUGCUGACUAGAUGGGUGAAAGCACACCCAGACGUAAUUAAGACUGGCAGUGACAUAGCUGAUAACACCAUCACAGUCCUACUUAGUACCAGUAUACUGAUAGGCGGAAUCAUAGGUUGUGUCUUUGAUCACAUCAUACCAGGUACACCAAAGGACCGUGGCCUGAUUGCUUGGCGUGAGCAGAUGCAGUUGGUAUCUGACAGAGAAAAAGCAGAAUUACCUAGCACCUAUGACUUUCCUGUGGGCAUGGAAUACCUCAGAAGACACAAGUUUUUCGCCCAGCUACCAUUCAUGCCUACAUAUAAGCCAUGAAAGUGACAGCAGUGCUGUAAAGAGAAGACUUCCUAGACAUAACUGAAGGCUUCGUCUUCAGUUCUCUGAGGGAUAAUGAUGAUCACAUCUAUUAUAUAACAAAAAAUAUGAAACCUAAAAUGCAAAUCUGAGCAGAAUACUAGUCAGCAUAACUAUGUUACAGCAGGAUUUUUCAGUUCUACCACUUAAUCUGCCAUUUACAACUCCAUAUUCUGUGUUAUCUAUCGACAACACUACUAUCAACAUAUAACUUAACACUGGUGAUCAGUUAUUCAUAAUUAUGAAUUCAAUCAGCCAAACAGAUCAUUUUUCUCAGGUCUCAAGAAAUAUUUUCACCAUCAAUUCCUACCUAUGUUAGUCAUGGUUAAUGCAUGCCCAUAAAUUUAUCGAAACAUCAACCACUAUCAUUUUACAGCUUUCCCGUUCUGUGCAAUGUCACAGUAAAAAAUCCAAACAUUGAAUUAAUUCACAGUACUGUAUGGAAUGAAUUGUCAACACAGUCUGCACACAACUAUACUCUCACACGUACUUAUGCUUCUUCUUCCUUCAACAUUUUCACAUUUAUGCUGAUUAAAUAAUGUCUCAACUAAUGUCUUAAAUUAGUCAUAUUUGGUUGUUCAGUGUUCAUCUGUUGUUGCUGACUGAUCUUUUCAAAAACAUCGGCACUACUAUACUUAGACACUAAGUAAUAAAACCAAAAACAAAACUAAAACAGAAGAAAGUACCAUGAUCAAAAGAUAAAGCAAUUUGUAAGUAAUUUAAAAUGCAAAGUAUGUCUAAUGCAUUAACAAAAUUUCUUAUUUAAAUCAUAGAGUCUGUUACAUAAGCUAGAAUGAGUUCAUUGUUAAAACGUAUUAUUAAUGCCAAAUGACAGAAACAGGAACAUUGUAGUUGGACCAACAGAGAUGUCAAUUCAAUAUGCAUUCAAUUAGAAAUUGAAAAUCGAAGAAUUAAUCUAUAACUUUGCUACCUUGAAAGAGCUAGGAUGGAGCACAAGAAGUAUUACUUAUUUUGUUGUUGUUGAUGUGCAGCAUGUCCCAAAAGAAUGGGACAAUGGGUGGUCACCCCAUUUGCCUCACCCUAGAACAGAUCUGGAAGGAUAUAUCCUUGAAUGUUUUAAAACAAGAGAGGAUCUUGAAAUCAACAGUACAUUCAAAAUAUUAGUACAAGAAUCCUAUUUUUAUAGGAUGAUUCUACAGGAAGCCAUUCCUUAUUAGAAGAAAUACAAAUGUAAGUUAGAAUGGAAUCAUUUAGGAAAGACAGUAAGUUUUGAGGUUUGCUACAAUAAAAGAUGAUGUGAUUCAUGUAUAUUUAAACUAUAACAUUGUUCCUGCUCAAAAAACAACUUAUGGGCAUUGCAGUUUCAUUGCACUUGACAUUUAACUGCUUUUUGUUUAAAGGUUAAUAAAAAUACAUUACUUUUCAUUCAUU